Galeopterus variegatus (Sunda flying lemur) is the source of this 2584-nucleotide messenger RNA. It is a transcript of the gene RNF180, whose product is annotated as ring finger protein 180. Gene Ontology annotation, molecular function: ubiquitin conjugating enzyme binding; ubiquitin protein ligase activity; metal ion binding. The record is from RefSeq and is a predicted model, not a curated record. Gene Ontology annotation, biological process: serotonin metabolic process; positive regulation of proteasomal ubiquitin-dependent protein catabolic process; norepinephrine metabolic process. The transcript is spliced from 6 exons. Gene Ontology annotation, cellular component: endoplasmic reticulum membrane. Bases 1 to 1743 code for a protein of 580 amino acids. NCBI's taxonomy places the organism in Eukaryota, Metazoa, Chordata, Mammalia, Dermoptera, Cynocephalidae.
AUGAAAAGAAGUGAAGAAUCGAUAACUAAAAAUCGUAAUCAAAAGGAAAUAAGUAUUCUUCGUUGUUGGAAAUGUAGAAAAUGUAUAGCGAGUUCUGGUUGUUUAAUGAAAUAUCCUGAGAAUCAAGUGAAUAGGGAUAGACAUGAUUCAAUUGAUGCUCAAAAUAUUUGCCAUGUGUGGCACAUGAAUAUAGAAGCCCUUCCAGAAUGGAUAAACUGCCUAAUACAAAAAGCCCAGUGGACAGUUGGAAAACUGAAUUGCCCUUUCUGUGGGGCCCGUUUAGGGGGCUUUGAUUUUGUCAGCACUCCAAAAUGUUCCUGUGGCCAGCUUGCAGCUGUACAUCUCUCCAAGAGCCGAACCGAUUAUCAGCCAACACAGGCAGGCAGACUAAUGAGACCAUCGCUGAAAUACUUGUCACAUCCUAGAAUUCAGUCAAGUAGUGACAAGGAAACUCUGCUCACAGGUGGUAGCUCCAAAAACAGAAAUCACAGGCUUUUAACCAUGGCCCAAAUCAAUAAUGGCCCUGGGAGAUUAACAGAAGCACUCUGCCUAGAGGUGCGAUCAACAUAUUUUGAGAUGAAGAAUAAAAAACUGCUCUUCAAAGCAUCAGAUCCUAAAUACCAGCUUUUUGUUCCCCAGCGUGCAACUGGCAGAUAUGCUGCAAGAGCGUUUCAUAGAAAAUCACAUAGUUUGGAUCUGAACAUCAGUGAGAAACUAACUUUAUUACCCACUUUAUAUGAAAUACAUAGUAAGACUACUGCCUAUUCCAGGCUAAAUGAAACACAGCCUAUUGACCUUUCAGGCUUGCCUUUACAAUCUAGUAAAAAUAGCUGUUCCUGUCAAAAUCCAUCCAGCUUUGAUCCUAAUAUGCUGCUGCAAAGAUUUUCAGUGGCUCCCCAUGAGACCCAGACACAAAGAGGAAGAGAAUUUCAAUGUGGUCUGGAAGCUUCUUCAGGGUACUCUGACCAUGCUAAUACUGACAACCUGACUUUCCUGAUGGACCUGCCCUCAGCUACCAGAAGCAUGCUGGAGGCCUCAGACCAAGAAGACCACCUUUCCACUCUGGAAUUCCUGAACUCAGCCAGUUUUUCAUUGGGCACCAUUAAUCAGAGGCUCAAUAAAAGAGAAAGGAACAAACUGAAGAAUCUAAGAAGGAAACAACGAAGGCAUGAAAGAUGGUUACAGAAACAGACUUUGAAUAAUGAGAUGAGUACAGAUGAUGACAAUGAAUAUGCAGAAGAAAAGGAUAGCUACAUCUGUGCAGUAUGUCUGGAUGUUUAUUUCAACCCUUACAUGUGUUACCCUUGCCACCACAUCUUCUGUGAGCCCUGCUUACGGACUCUGGCCAAAGACAAUCCUGCAAGCACUCCCUGCCCAUUGUGUCGGACAAUUAUUUCUAGAGUCUUUUUCCAGACAGAACUGAACAAUGCCACAAAAACAUUCUUUACUAAAGAAUAUUUAAAAAUAAAGCAAAGCUUUCAGAAAUCCAGCUCUGCAAAAUGGCCCCUACCAAACUGCAGAAAAGCAUUUCAUCUUUUUGGAGGUUUCCACAGACGUGCAGCUCCAGUUACAAGAAGGCAGUUCCCGCAUGGUGCACACAGGAUGGAUUACCUGCACUUUGAGGAUGAUAGCCGUGGAUGGUGGUUUGAUAUGGAUAUGGUGAUCAUCUACAUUUAUUCCGUGAACUGGGUCAUUGGAUUUGUUGUUUUCUGCUUUCUUUGCUAUUUUUUCUUUCCGUUUUAGGAAUUUUCAUAACUUACUAGAGUUGAACAAUCAAAUUAUGUAAAUAACAAUUGCUUAAACAUUUUUAAAAUGUGCUUUGAAGUUUUUAUAAUGUCGCAUUGUAUAAAUUGUUGGUGUUAAUAGAAAGCCUGAGAAUAAUGGACUUAUUUAUUAAUGUUUUUCAUAUAAGAAACUAAAUUUUAUUCAAGAGCUAGUCUAUCCAGUACUUAGCAACAAUGCACUGUGAGUAUUAGUUUUAUGGUUCUUCUUGGUUUAGGAUUUGGGACUCUCAUUUUACACUAUCACUUUUAUACUUAUUUUUAUUGUAAAGACAUGUUUUCCCACCACGUACAAAUAGUAAAAAUAUAAAAUGAAAUAAUAAUCUGAGUAGAUAGUUAUCUUCAUUGAUAAAAUAUUUAGCCAAUCACCACUUAUUCUCAGGCAAAUUAUAUCAAUUAAAAAUAUACUAUAUUCUUUGGGAACUAAUCUAACAGGGUAUAUUCAGUUUCAGUUUCCAAUUAUCUCUAAUUAUGUUCCCUUCUAUUACCAGUAAAACUGACCACCAUAUUUGUGCAGAGCUAAAUAAUAGCUUUAGUGCAACAUUUUUAAUUAUAAGCAAGAGGAUAGUAAAUACAAACUACAAGACUAACUCCCACCAAUAGACACUUUAGAGAACUGUAUUAACACUUUCCAAAUUGUAGAAUGGAUCACCUUAAGAAAUUUAAAAAAAAAAAUAAAUUUACUGACUUUCAGUAGUCUAAAAGAGCAAUGCAUGUCCAAAUGUAAUGAAUUUAGUGAUUCAUUUAACUAGAAGAGUGUCAAAUAUAUUUUAAAUGUGCAAUAAAGAGUGGCUUUUAGAUUU